This is a messenger RNA of Drosophila melanogaster (fruit fly), 1791 nucleotides long. It is a transcript of the gene Ir52b, whose product is annotated as ionotropic receptor 52b. Gene Ontology annotation, cellular component: plasma membrane. Lineage: Eukaryota; Metazoa; Arthropoda; Insecta; Diptera; Drosophilidae. The transcript has a single exon. Gene Ontology annotation, biological process: monoatomic ion transmembrane transport; detection of chemical stimulus involved in sensory perception. The coding region runs from base 1 to 1791 and encodes 596 amino acids. The record is from RefSeq and is marked reviewed.
AUGACAUGGUUGGUCAUUCUACUCUGCUUCCUGGGAUAUAUGGCAGCCCACAUAGCGGAUAUUUCCGUUCAAAAUCAGAGCCUCAUGGAUAACGAGCUAAUUAACCUUCUUCUAAAACUGCGAAAUGAGGAGUUUUACGAUACAUUGCUUGUAUAUGGAAAGGAUUGUGAAUUUCAUUCAGUGAUUAAAAAUGUAGAUGUUGCCGUAGUGCUGGUGUCGGAUAGCAUGAAUUUUGAAUGGAAUUUCAGCAGCCUUACUCUGAUACUCAGUUGUGGACCUGACAUAGACAAUGGAGGACCUAAUAGUACUUCCAUAAAGCUGCAACGGAACAGGAGACUAGUUUUAUUAAAAGAAGAUUUUCAACCAAGUAAUAUUUGUAAUAUAUACACACAAAAGGAGCAGUAUAACAUAGCGUUGGUGAGAGAAAACUUUACCAAGUCAAAAAGCAUAUACACUUGUCGCUAUUUUCAAGAUCCUAACGUAGACGAAGUAAAUUUAUCAGGGACAAAGCCAAUCUUUAUAGAACAAUUUCAAAAUAUGAAGGGAAAAGCAAUAAGAAUUGUGCCAGAUCUCUUGCCACCCCGAGUCAUGCUGUAUCAGGAUGCAAAUGACGGUGAACUAAAGAUGAUUGGCUAUGUGGCAAACUUAAUCACUAACUUUGCACAAAAAGUGAAUGCCACCUUACAGCUAGACUUUCUGAAGCCUUCAACGAGCAUCACAGAGAUAUCAAGAAUGGCAAAGGACGAUGAGCUUGAUAUGGGCAUUACUUUAGAGGCCUCAUUAAAUACAUCAAAUCUUGAGACUUCGAGCUAUCCCUACCUUUUGACAUCUUACUGCCUUAUGGUUCAGGUUCCAGCAAAGUUUCCGUACAAUCUAGUCUAUGCCCUGAUUGUGGAUCCGCUCGUCCUGGGAAUAAUCUUUGUGUUGUUCCUCCUGCUAUCUGUCCUGCUAAUAUAUAGCCAGAAAAUGUCAUGGCAGGACCUGAGCGUAGCCAACAUAUUACUUAAUGAUAAGAGCCUGCGAGGUCUCCUGGGCCAAUCCUUUCCCUUUCCUCUAAAUGCAAGCAAAAAACUGAGGCUGAUAUUUACCAUUCUAUGCUUUGCAAGCAUUAUGCUUACUACGAUGUACGAAGCCUACUUGCAAUCCUUCUUUACGAACCCGCCAUCAGAACCAGAAAUAUGCUCAUUCCAAGAUGUUGGUAGCUAUAACCGAAGAAUUGCAAUGUCUGCACUGGAAGUUAAUGGUUUAAUCAAGACCAAUAAUUCACAUUUCCGAGAAAUUCGCAUGGAUGAUUUAGAAAUUUUCGAUAAUAUGCCGGAGUGCUAUGAGCUGCGGGACGCCUUCAACCUGAGCUACAACUAUGUGGUAACCGGAGACCGCUGGAGAUCCUACGCGGAACAGCAGACGCUCUUCAAGGAGCCAGUCUUCUACUUCGCCAGGGACUUGUGCUUCUCUAGACUGAUCUUCUUGUCGGUUCCUCUGCGCAGACACCUGCCAUAUCGUCAUCUCUUCGAUGAACACAUGAUGCAGCAGCACGAAUUCGGCUUUGUGAACUACUGGAUGAGCCACAGCUUUUUCGAUAUGGUGAGACUUGGUCUAACAUCACUUAAGGAUCUAAGUAGGCCAUUAGCGUAUACUCCAAGCCUAUUGAUGGAUGACAUCUCGUGGAUAAUGAAAAUCUAUUUGGCUGCCAUAGUGCUUUGCGUUUUCUGCUUCUUAUUAGAAAUAGGAGUGGACAAGUGGAAACGCUGGAUGAAAUUCCGAAAUUUACAAAUUCUAAACACCUGUUAA